CCCAUUUCCCCGCUUUCUUUGUCUUUCUUUGAGAGCUGAGGUUCUGAGCCUACCAGGCUACCGCACGGGGGCGCAAAAAUGAGACCCUUCAUUAUCGAGCAGCUCCCCGUCGACCUCCUCUACCCGAUAUUCGAGGAGCUCGACCGCAAAGACCUCCACUCUGCUACUCUUUUGUCGAAGAAGAUCAACCCGGUCGCGACGUCGAUUCUUUACCGCACGCUAGACUCGCGCACGACGCUGCAGAAUGGCAUACCGAGAGUCCUACACCCUGCGACGACCCUUCUCAAACGCCCAGAGCUGACAAAGUGCGUCCGGCACGUGAGAGAGCAAGGUUCCAUUCUAACAUACUACCCCGACACUCUGGAGGAGUCGCUCGCCGCGCUGAAGCUCUGCACCAACCUACACACCUUCUCCUGGAUCGAUGACACGUUCGCGGAAGAUACCUUCCUCUCCUUCCUUCGCGUCCUCAAGUCUCUGCCAUUGCAAGGCCUGACCAUCCGCACCUCAGGCGACCUAGGCGACACCGUGUGGGCGAAGCUUCAAGCCCUGACGGGCCUGCGCAGGAUCGCCAUCUGGUCGAUGGAGGGCCCGCCGCGCGUGCUCAAGGGCUGGGCGCAGCACCUCUCCGGGACGCUCACGCACCUCGAGCUCGGCAGGUGCGCAGGCGUCCCCGCGACGAUCCUUAUCUCCGUCUUCUGUCAGCUCCCGCUCCUGGUUGAGCUGCGCCUCAAGGGCGCCCCGCCCGCCGCGAUCCCGCUGAUCCUCUCGUACCUCCCGAACCUGCGCUCGCUCGACGUCGAGUACCUCGGCGCGGGCAAGUACCGUGCGCCCACCAAACCGCUCCCGCGCCUCCGGACGCUCGUCGUGCGUACGUCCUCGAUGGACGCGGACGGCCCGAGCCACCUCUGGCCGUGGAUCCUCGAGCUCAUCCCGCGCACCGGCCUCGAGAGCUUCACGCUGCACGCGUUCACAGUGCUCGGGGGGAGCAGCAUCCCUCUAAGCUUUGUUAUCAGCUUGCUGGAGAUACACGAGAAGACGCUCAGGCAGUUUAUGGUUGGCACGACGCACCUCCGCCUCACGGACUUGGAGCAUCUAUGCGGGCGCCUCCCGGCGCUCGAGGAUCUGGCGUGUAGCGUCGCCAGUGCGGACGCGGCCGCAAUUGGGCGCGCUGUAGCCAAGGCAGACCACCUCCGCUCGCUCAGGUUGCAGGUGCUCUGGCUGCCCAGCACGCAUAUUCAAGGGAUUGAGCCGGCGCCGAGGGGUGGUGGGUCCUCCGACGCGCCAUUUUCGUUGGACGACGCGCGGGCGAUGAUGUUACGCAGGAACUCGCAAUUGAGGUUGAUUACGAUCGGGCCCGUCGCGUACAAGGGGAUGUGGGUGCCAAAGUACGAAAGCGACGGGAAGGUGAAGUUGGAGUUCGAGAUUUCCAGGAGCCACGAUGGGUAUGGUACUUAG
Molecule: messenger RNA, 1455 nt
Organism: Gloeophyllum trabeum ATCC 11539
Lineage: Eukaryota; Fungi; Basidiomycota; Agaricomycetes; Gloeophyllales; Gloeophyllaceae
Exons: 6
Coding region: 79-1455 (458 amino acids)
Molecular function (GO): protein binding
Source: RefSeq, a predicted model, not a curated record